GUUUCGAUAUGAUGGCCACCUCACAGGAUUAUUUUGGCAAUCCGUAUGCGCUGUUUCGCGGUCCGCCCAUUACCAUGCGGCCACGCAGCUCGCCGCUGGGCGUGGCUGGGCACACGCAUGCCGCAUACGCGGCACUCGAUCUGCAGUCGCCGCACAAGCGUCACAUUGAGACGGAUGUGCGAUCACAGCCGCCGCCGCCGUUGCCGCCGCCGCCGCUGUCGCUACCGCCGCUGCCGGCCGCAUCGCCGAGGUAA
Drosophila hydei is the source of this 254-nucleotide messenger RNA. RefSeq names its product sex determination protein fruitless-like. The transcript has a single exon. The record is from RefSeq and is a predicted model, not a curated record. Lineage: Eukaryota; Metazoa; Arthropoda; Insecta; Diptera; Drosophilidae. Bases 9 to 254 code for a protein of 81 amino acids.